UGAAAAUGCACGUUUUAAUAGAAGUUUACAUUGAGAGCGGUGUGUCCGUUGAGCUGCUCGUGCCCGUGAGGCCGGGCGCGCGCGUCGGGAGCGCGCAUCAUGGCGGAGGGCGAGCUGGACGUGGAUUCUCUGAUCUCCAGACUGCUGGAGGUGCGAGGAUGCCGUCCAGGGAAGAUCGUUCAGAUGACGGAGGCGGAGGUUCGGGGUUUGUGCAUUAAAUCACGUGAGAUCUUCCUCAGUCAGCCCAUCCUGCUGGAGCUGGAGGCUCCGCUCAAGAUCUGCGGUGACAUCCACGGCCAGUACACGGACCUGCUGCGGCUCUUCGAGUACGGAGGCUUCCCUCCCGAGGCCAACUAUCUGUUCCUGGGAGAUUACGUGGACCGAGGGAAGCAGUCGCUGGAGACCAUCUGCCUGCUGCUGGCCUACAAGAUCAAGUACCCCGAGAACUUCUUCCUGCUCCGCGGGAACCACGAGUGCGCCUCCAUCAACCGCAUCUACGGCUUCUACGACGAGUGCAAGCGCAGGUUUAACAUCAAACUGUGGAAGACGUUCACCGACUGCUUCAACUGUCUGCCGAUCGCUGCUAUAGUGGACGAGAAGAUCUUCUGCUGCCACGGAGGACUUUCUCCAGAUCUGCAGUCGAUGGAGCAGAUCAGACGCAUCAUGAGACCCACGGACGUACCUGACACAGGGCUGCUGUGUGAUCUGCUGUGGUCAGAUCCUGAUAAAGAUGUUCAGGGCUGGGGAGAGAACGAUCGCGGCGUGUCCUUCACCUUCGGAGCAGAUGUGGUCAGUAAAUUCCUGAACCGGCACGAUCUGGAUCUCAUCUGCCGCGCGCAUCAGGUGGUUGAGGACGGUUACGAGUUCUUCGCCAAGCGGCAGCUGGUCACGUUGUUCUCGGCACCGAAUUACUGCGGAGAGUUCGACAACGCUGGAGGAAUGAUGAGCGUCGACGAGACCCUGAUGUGCUCCUUCCAGAUCCUGAAGCCGUCGGAGAAGAAGGCGAAGUAUCAGUACGGCGGGAUGAACUCCGGCCGACCCGUGACUCCGCCCAGAACGGCCACGCCCCCUAAGAAGCGCUGAAGGGGCGGAGCCUCCAUCGGCAUGACGACUGUAUUGAAAACACACACACACGCACACACGAUGUAGUUAAAGCAAGCACGCGUAUUGUUUUCUCUGCUUGGUUUGGUUUGAGCGUCUGUAGCGUCACGUUUCCCCGUGUUUGAACUCUCACUCACUCAUAACACUGACCAGCUGUUUUCUAGUUAAUCCUGUCACUCUGCAGGCCUGUUCACAACAUCUGGAUUUUCAGUAAAUAAAGUUUGACAAAACCUC
Messenger RNA from Cyprinus carpio (common carp), 1335 nucleotides. RefSeq names its product serine/threonine-protein phosphatase PP1-beta catalytic subunit. Lineage: Eukaryota; Metazoa; Chordata; Actinopteri; Cypriniformes; Cyprinidae. The record is from RefSeq and is a predicted model, not a curated record. Bases 100 to 1083 code for a protein of 327 amino acids. The transcript has 8 exons. Gene Ontology annotation, biological process: circadian regulation of gene expression; regulation of circadian rhythm. Gene Ontology annotation, molecular function: protein serine/threonine phosphatase activity. Gene Ontology annotation, cellular component: cytoplasm; nucleus.